AUGGGAUGGGCGGGGGGUGGGGACCGGGGGCAGCUGGGGCGUGGAUCCGUGCCCCUCCUCCCCGUGCCACUGCCUCCUCUUUCUCCUCCUCCGGGUCGGGGACCUGGGGGAGGGAGGGUCUCCAUCUUCUCUCUGGCCCCUGCACCUCACACAAAAAGCACGCCUUCCUCAGCUCCUCCUUCAGCCCCGGGGCCCCCCUACCCAGCGGUGCAGGCCCCAGGGGCUUCUCAGCCUCGCUAUAGUACCCUCCCCACUCCCGCUACCCCCGCCACGCCCCGGCCCGCGAUGAUGCCCAUCUCUGCUCCCCAUUCCUGGGGUUCCCACCCUGCCCCUGCCCCAUGCCGAUGCCCCCAGGACCCUCCUGGGCUGCGGAGAGGCCCUCUGAUCCCUGAGCAGGAUUCUGAGAGGCUGGAGGACUGUGACCCUGAGGGGUCCCAAGAUUCAGCCCUCCAUGGGGAGGGGCAGCAGCCCCUGCUUCACGUGCCUGAAGGGCUCCGAGGCUCCUGGCACCACGUCCAGAACCUGGACAGCUUCUUCACCAAGAUGUACAGCUACCACCAGAGGAGUGGCUUUGCCUGUAUCCUGCUGGAGGAUGUCUUCCAGCUGGGACGAUUCAUUUUCAUUGUCACCUUCACAACCUUCCUUCUUCGCUGCGUGGAUUACAGCGUUCUCUUUGCCAACCAACCAAAAAACCGAACAAGACCUGGGUCGCUCCACAGCAAAGUGACCUUGUCAGAUGCUAACCUACCCUCAUCCCAGUGUGCCCAGCGGUGAGUGACAGAUCCGCUCCUGCUUGUCUUCCUGCUGAUCCUGGCGGCUGCCGUCUGGCUCUUCCAGCUGCUUCGCUCGGUCUGCAAACUCUUCAGCUACUGGGACAUCCAGGUGUUUUCCAGGGAGGCCCUGCACAUCCCCCCAGAGGAGCUCAGCUCGGUGCCCUGGGCCGAGGUGCAGUCCCGCCUCCUGGCACUGCAGAGGAGCGGAGGGUUGUGCGGGCAGCCGAGGCCGCUGACGGAGCUGGACGCCCACCACCGCAUCCUGCGCUACACCAACUACCAGGUGGCGCUGGCCAACAAGGGCCUGCUGCCGGCCCGUCGCGCCGUGCCCCGGGGAGGCAGGGCGGCCUUCCUCAGCUGCGGCCUGGCGCCCAUCGAUCUGCUCCUCUCCCGCGGGCCCUUCUCGUUCUUCCGCGGCGGCUAGGAGCUGCCCGACGCCUACAAGCGCAGCGACCGGCGGGCCGCCCUGGCCGCGCGCUGGCGGCGCAUGGUGCUGCUGCUGGCGGCCGUGAACCUGGCGCUGAGCCCGCUGGUGCUGGCCUGGCAAGUGCUGCACGCCCUCUACAGCCGCGCUGAGCUGCUGCGGCGUGAGCCCGGCGCGCUGGCGACGCGCCGCUGGUCCCGCCUGGCCCGCCAGCAGCUGCGCCACUUCAACGAGCUGCCGCACGAGCUGCGCGCGCGCCUGGCCCGCGCCUCCCGCCCCGCCGCCGCCUUCCUGCGCGCCCCCGCGCCCGUGCUCGCGCUGCUGGCCCGCCAGCUCGUCUUCUUCGCCGGCGCGCUCUUCGCCGCGCUGCUCGUGCUCACCGUCUACGACAAGGAUGUGCUCUACGUGGAGCACGUGCUCACCGCCAUGACUGCGCUCGGGAUAGUGGCCACGCCCUCUAGGUCUUUCAUUCCGGGCGGGCAGGGCCAAGGUCGUUCGCCGCAAAUCCUGCUGCCGGCGGCCUUGGCGCACACGCACUACCUCCCGGAGGCGACCGGCCCUGCCGGCAGGACCAGCUCUUACCGGCAGAUGGCGCGGCUGCUGCAACACCGAGCGGUCUCCCUCACGGAGGAGCUCCUGUCCCCUGUCCUCGCCCCACUGUUUCUGCUCUUCUGGUUUCGCCCUGGCGCCUUGGAGAUCAUUGACUUUUUUCGUCACUUCGCUGUAGAUGUGGCCGCGGUUGGGGACAUCUGUUCCUUUGCCCUUAUGGAUGUGAAGCGCCAUGGCCACCCUCAGGGCCUGGGUUCCAUUCCUGGUAGGGGAACUGAGAUCCCGCAAGCCACGUGGCACGGCCUAAAAAAAAAAGAGGGACAGACAGAGGCCUCACUGUCUGAGUGGGCUGAGGACGGGAAGACUGAGCUCUCAUUGAUGAGGUUCUCCCUGGUUCAUCCACAACGGUGCCCCCCAAGCCACAGCUCCAAGUUCCUGGGGCACCUUCGAGGCCGGGUGCAACAAGAUGCAGCCGCCUGGGGCGCCAGCUCGGUUCGCAGCCCCCCCAGCCCUGGGAUCCUCAGCAGCUCUUCCUCCCCUCUGUCAGAGGCCUUCCCGGCCAACCUCUCGAUGCAGCCCCUCGUGUCCCCCCAGGACCUGAGCCCCGUAGUCCCCUGCCCAGCUGCAGCCACGGCCAGCCUCCUGGCCUCCAUUUCCCGAAUGACCCAGGACUCAAGCUGUGUGUCCCCAGGAGGCAGUGGGGGCCAGAAGCUGGCCCAGCUCCCAGAGCUUGUGUCUGCUGAUCUCCACGCCAUUUACCUGCACCAGCUCCAUCGGCAGCAGCAGCAGGAACUGUGGGGCGAGGCUUCAGCCUUCUCCCUGUCCAGGCCCUGGGCCAGCCCGCCGCAGACACUCUCGCCGGACGAGGAGAAGCCAUCCUGGUCCAGUGAUGGCUCCAGUCCUGCUUCCAGCCCCAGACAGCAGUGGAGAACCCAGAGGACCCAGAAUCUGUUCCCUGGAGGGUUUCAGGAGCCCACAGACACCCAGAAGGAGGCUGGCCAGGCCACUAGCACUGACUGAGAGGGCUGCUCAUGGCCAGUAUUGUCUAACUGGGGUGGAGGCAGGGCAACGAGUAGGACACUGGGUGGACUCAGACUCAGAGGUAUGGGAGCGGUGAUGGGGAUGGUCAUCUCUGGAACCUAAACCCCUGGACUGCUUGUCAAGUGUUUUUCCUCCCCCAGGUUCCCUGGCUUCUUCUCCAGCCACAGGAGAUCGGACGAGGUAGAGUGGAAAGGCACGCCGAGCCCUCUUUAAAGACCCCCAUGGAUGCUUUAGCUGGGCGGAACUUGGGAGUCAAUUAGGAACUCGCCCCGGAGAAGAGAGAAAGGGUAGGAGAGGAGAUGCCCAAGGCAUCGGGAAACAUGUCUUAGAGACAGUCCUCACACGGAGGGGCUAAGAGACAACUAUCUGUCCUGGAGUGGUCGCCUGGGAAGAAGUACCCAAGUGACCUCACGUUGGAGGGCAGAGCCAAGAUGGAGGCCAAGCUGUACAUAAGGGAGCCAUGAGGGGCUGGACCCGAAAGGCAGUAGGUUCUUUUUUUUUUUUUGCGGUACGUGGGCCUCUCACUGUUGUGGCCUCUCCCGUUGCGGAGCACAGGCUCCGGACGCGCAGGCUCAGCGGCCAUG
Aethalodelphis obliquidens (Pacific white-sided dolphin) is the source of this 3371-nucleotide messenger RNA. RefSeq names its product autophagy related 9B (gene ATG9B). Gene Ontology annotation, biological process: piecemeal microautophagy of the nucleus; protein localization to phagophore assembly site; autophagy of mitochondrion. The record is from RefSeq and is a predicted model, not a curated record. Gene Ontology annotation, cellular component: phagophore assembly site; autophagosome. NCBI's taxonomy places the organism in Eukaryota, Metazoa, Chordata, Mammalia, Artiodactyla, Delphinidae.